Penaeus indicus is the source of this 2024-nucleotide messenger RNA. RefSeq names its product mucin-2-like. NCBI's taxonomy places the organism in Eukaryota, Metazoa, Arthropoda, Malacostraca, Decapoda, Penaeidae. The coding region runs from base 94 to 1416 and encodes 440 amino acids. Gene Ontology annotation, molecular function: chitin binding. Gene Ontology annotation, cellular component: extracellular region. The transcript has 6 exons. The record is from RefSeq and is a predicted model, not a curated record.
CUGGGCCUCCCACAUGUAGGCCGGUGACGUGGUACUUGAGCUAAGGCCGAAGGAGCCCGGGGAAUCCUCAGUCGACGGAAGGCCACGGUCAAGAUGCUGGACAAGAUUCUACUGCAGGCAGCGCUGGCGGUGCUCGUGGGCGCUUAUACCCAUCAGGUUCCCCCCGACUUCCAUCUUUUGCCUUAUGUCUAUCGCCACUCCCCCUUCCAAGCCCCGCCCACUACAUCCUACACCCACUUCAAUGCUUUCCAAGCCCCGCCUACUUUCCAUGCCCCGCCUACUUUCCAAGCUCCGCCUACUUUCCAUGCCCAGCCUACUUUCCAUGCCCCGCCUACUUUCCAUGCCCAGCCUACUUUCCAUGCCCAGCCUACUUUCUUGGCCACGCCCCCUUUCCCCGCCCCAUUAACAGUACAGAGCAGCGUCCGUUCUCCUUCUCAGUACCAGAAGAUCUAUUCAAAUCCGUGGCAGUUUCUGACGCCGGUGUCCAGGAGCGAGAGCCAGAAUCUGCCGUGUCCCAGCCAAGGUUUCUACGCCCAUCCCUCCAACUGCUCGGCCUUUUACAGGUGCGUGGACUACAUAGGCACUGGGGAGUCCUUCGCCAGGUACCUGUUCUUGUGCCCCUCCGAUCACGUCUUCGCUGAAGAGGCCAGCACCUGCAUCCCGGGAGACUGCAGCAGUGAGAGCCCCGAGUCUCCGGCACCAGGAGAAUCUGUAACCGACGCUCCUGCAGUGGUUGAACCUGCAGUGCCGACAGAAAUGGUAUUACCGAGCUCUGUGGAACCGUCCACAGUAGGACCUGCCGUUCCUGACACCGUGGAACCAUCCACAGAAGAUCCGGUAGAACCUGCCGUUCCUGACUCCGUAGAACCAUCCACAGAAGAUCCACUAGAACCUGUCGUUCCUGACGCCGUAGAAACAUCUACAGAAAAUGCAGUAGAACCUGCCGUUCCUGACUCCUUAGAACCAUCCACAGAAAAUCCAGUAGAACCUCCCGCCCCUGACUCCUUAGAACCAUCCACAGAAAAGCCAAUAGAACCUACCGCCCCUGACUCCUUAGAACCAUCCACAGAAAAUCCAGAACCUGCCGUUCCCGACGCAGUAGAACCAUCCACUGACUCUCCUGUGGAACAAACGACUGCCUCUCCAUCGCCUGUGGAACCAUCGGCUGAGAACCAGGAAUGUACAAGAUUGUUCAUCCAGCACGCCAAGUACUGUAACGUGUACUACCGGUGUGACGAGCCUAAGACCUUGUACAUGUGCCCCGGCGGGACUGCCUUUGAUCAGAGCCGGCAGAUGUGUCGCAUAUCUGCUCAUGACGAAGGCUUGUGCGCAGGCCUCGAGAUCAUGCACACCCUUCAGCGGAUGGCCUUGUACAACGGCCACUUUCUCCUCCUUCCUUCUCCCCUCCUGUUCUGAAGUCGUCGAAAAGGAAGACGAAAAGGAGGACGAAAAGGAGGGAGAAAAGGGACAGAGGAAGUCUUGACGAAUAUUCCCUAUCGUGAUGCGAGAGACACAUGGAUUUUCGGCCAUUUUAGAAGCCUUUACGAUUGUUGUGUUUUUGUGAUGAGAAAGAUGAGGUAAUUUUGGCAAUGCUAGAUUUUCCUUUCUUUCAUUGAAGGGAUUAAUGUUAUAAUAAAUCUAAGAGGGGAAUUUUAUCCUCACGAAAAAAGUGAACAUAGCAAUUAAGUUUUCGUUGAGAAGAAUCAUGUGUUCUUUGCAAUGUCCAAGGUGUCAUGUUAGCCAAUGAUGAAUUGUGUUGUUUUUAAAAGCAAUCUCACGUGGAUAAUGUUAUUGUUAUCAUGCUAUAUCUAUGACUAAGGUGGUAUAAUACAGCUGAAUUUAUUUAUCUAUUUAUUUGCUAUCACAGUUCUCAUUUUCUUCUGUGUUAUAUUGAAUCCUUUAUGCAAGGGAACAUUCAGCUGUUAGAUACCCUUAAUAAUAUAUUUAUCUAACAUGUAAUUUAUUUCUUGUAUAAUUAAAACCCGACUACAUGUCAGGAGGAAUAAAAGGUGCAAUAAAACUCA